Abrus precatorius (Indian licorice) is the source of this 1225-nucleotide messenger RNA. RefSeq names its product probable rRNA-processing protein EBP2 homolog. Lineage: Eukaryota; Viridiplantae; Streptophyta; Magnoliopsida; Fabales; Fabaceae. The coding region runs from base 181 to 1050 and encodes 289 amino acids. Gene Ontology annotation, cellular component: preribosome, large subunit precursor; nuclear periphery; nucleolus. Gene Ontology annotation, biological process: rRNA processing; ribosomal large subunit biogenesis. The transcript has 2 exons. The record is from RefSeq and is a predicted model, not a curated record.
UUAAUAAAGGGAGAAACCCUAGUGCAGUAGUCCUUAAACUAAAAACUCUUCCUUCAGAACUCGGGUGUUGCUCAGAGGGAGUGCUCAAGCUACUGCCGCUGCAGUGUAGCCGUCGCCGGAGUGCCGUGUCCAGUUGGAGUGUGUUCGUGCGUUCUGUGUUGCCGUUUUCCAGCAGGUUAAAUGGCAAUGCCGCUUGGACUUGAGGAUACAAUGAUUGAUGAUGAAACUGAAGAUCUGGGAGGGGAAAUGUCACCAUCUGAAUCAGAAUCGGAAGAAGAUGUGAAAUUGACUGAACCAUCUAAAAAUGCAAUAUAUAACCGAGAUGCUCUAUUAGAUAAACUUGGCGACAUCAGUUGGGCAGAGGAUGUUGAAUGGAUACACAAACUCUCUCUUGAUGUCGAUCAAGAGCAAGAAGUAGAUGUCAACGAUGACUUGGCACGAGAACUUGCGUUUUACACACAAGCAUUGGAGGGAACAAGGCAGGCCUUUGAGAAACUUCAGUCAAUGGGUCGCCCUUUUCUGAGACCUGCAGACUAUUAUGCAGAAAUGGUGAAGACAGAUAACCACAUGGAAAAGGUGAAAGGUCGGCUAUUAGCAGAGAAGCGAAAGAUGGAAGAGGCUGAAGAGCGAAGAAAGGCGAGGGAGGCCAAGAGAUUGGCCAAAGAGAUUCAGGCUCAGAAAUUAAAAGAAAGGGCUAAGCAGAAAAAGGAGGAUAUUGAGGCUGUUAAGAAAUGGAGGAAGCAGAGGCAACAAAGUGGGUUUGCUGACAAUGCCGAUGAUGCAGACAUGGGUUUGAACUUUGAAGAUGGAAGAGCGUUUGAGAGGUCAAAGAAGAAAAGGCCAGGAGUGUCUCCAGGUGAUCGAUCAGGAGGGAAAGCAAAGCAAACUGGUAGAAAAGGAAAGAAACAAAAGAAUAGAGAUCUAAAGAAUUCCAAAUUUGGUUUUGGAGGCAAAAAGGGAAUUAAGAAGCAGAAUACUGCUUACACCACCAAUGAUUUUAGUGGAUUUAAUAAGGGUGCUGCUGCAGGAAAUAAGAAGAGGAAGAGGUAAAAUGCUACAUCUUCUUUGAGAUGUUUUGAGGGAGUUAUCCCAUGGAAUGUGACAAUGGCUGUAUACGAGGAAUUUUUAUUUACUCUUUUAGUUUUAUAUUUUGCAUGUAAUAGAUAAGCUUUAUUGACAAUUAUAAAUUACAUAUCUAUUCCAAUCUCUGACGCUUUGUUCUGUU